GUUAUUUUCUGAAAGGCUUGAGCGUUGGUUAAAAUAUAUAAAACCCUAGAUCGAUCGAUGGAUCGACUAGAAUUGACUCGUUGAGGGAAACGGGGAUAGAUAGAGAGAGACGAAAGCUGAAUCGAAGAGUUCUUUUCGUUUUGGUAUUUCCUUGUUUCAAGUCGGAAGAAAAUCAAUCAGAGCAGGGAGGAUGGCGGAACACUUGGCUUCGAUAUUCGGGACUGAGAAGGACAGGGUGAAUUGCCCCUUCUACUUCAAGAUCGGGGCUUGCAGGCACGGCGACCGGUGCUCCAGGCUCCACACCAAGCCAACCAUCAGCCCCACCCUCUGCCUCUCCAACAUGUACCAGCGCCCCGACAUGCUCACCAACCCUGCCCCACAGGCUCAGCCCAACCCCAACCUCGAUCCUGCUCACAUCCAAGAACACUUCGAUGAUUUCUACCAGGACCUGUUUGACGAGCUCUCCAAGUACGGCCACAUCGAGAGCUUGAACAUCUGCGACAAUUUGGCCGAUCACAUGGUGGGCAAUGUCUACGUUCAGUUUAGAGAGGAAGAAGACGCCGCCAACGCACUUCGGAAUUUGACCGGAAGGUUUUACUCAGGGCGCCCCAUUAUUGUGGACUUCUCUCCGGUCACAGAUUUUCGUGAAGCUACAUGUAGACAGUAUGAGGAAAAUGUUUGCAAUCGGGGGGGCUACUGCAACUUCAUGCAUCUGAAGAAAAUUAGCAAGGAUUUGAGGAGGAAAUUGUUUGGGAGAAACAGACGACGGCGUAGCCGCAGUCGAAGCAGGAGUCGCAGUCCUGCUAGGUACCGUGGUUAUGAGGAACAUCCUCGUGGCGGUCGUGGUUUUGGUAGAGGUGGCGGUCGUGGUUAUGGUAGAAGAGACGAGGACAGAGAUUUCCGCUACCAUGAUAGGGGCAGGAGGCCUAGAAGCCGCAGUCCUGGACGUAGAGGGGAACGGAGUAGAAGCCCUGGGGGAAGGAGGAAUAGGAGUCCAGUCAGGGAAAGUAGUGCUGAAAGAAGAGCUAAGAUUGAGCAGUGGAAUAGGGAAAGGGAACAGGUGGACUCUGGUCCGAAGAACAAUGAGGGCAGAAUUGACGAUGACAGGAAUGGCUUUGCACAGAACAGUGAUGAGUAUAAUGACCCUGAGCAGCAGCAGCGUGGCCAAUACGAUUAUUAGCCAAAUUGGGUGUUUCUGGUUGGCUGUUGUCUCGGGAGGAUGUGUGCAGGACGUAACGUAUGUGAUGUGGAAGCAUUGCUGACUCUCUUGGAGCUUCAUACGAGAGAAGGCAUGUUUUGUCAAGAUUUCUAUCUUUUGGAGAACAGACUUUUUAAGUUAUGUAGGACUUGGAAACAGCAAUGGUUUAAAUUUAAUGUGAGGUCAUUUGGCAUAAUGAUUUAGUUUUCUGACUAUAUAUCGUUUAUCUCUUCCAGUGUUAUUCUGUUGUUGACAAGAACUAAGAAGUAUUGUUUUGUCAGUGAGAUUUUCUUUGUUAAAUUAUCUCGA
This is a messenger RNA of Juglans regia (Persian walnut), 1507 nucleotides long. Its product is annotated as splicing factor U2af small subunit B-like. The transcript is spliced from 5 exons. Gene Ontology annotation, biological process: mRNA splicing, via spliceosome. The coding region runs from base 191 to 1180 and encodes 329 amino acids. Gene Ontology annotation, molecular function: pre-mRNA 3'-splice site binding; metal ion binding. NCBI's taxonomy places the organism in Eukaryota, Viridiplantae, Streptophyta, Magnoliopsida, Fagales, Juglandaceae. The record is from RefSeq and is a predicted model, not a curated record. Gene Ontology annotation, cellular component: U2AF complex; spliceosomal complex.